AUGCAGUUCCUUCGCGCGGGUCACAUGGCCUGGAUUCAAGACUAUAUGGCGACCCGAGCGUCCGGCUACAACUCGCUGCUGCGCCUGCUUCAAAAGUUUGCUGACCGACACGGCUUUUCCAAGCAACGAGUGUGUCGCCAGAAGAAAACUCAGCAAGACCUGGAGGAGACAAGACUUGCUUUCGGCAAACAGUUUCAUGCUGACCACCCAGACGUUGCAUUGGACUGCCUGUACAACGCUGAUGAGACGGGAAUCCAGUACGACAUGUGUCCGAGCACAAUCUGGGCUGUGCGUGGUGGUGGCAGUUACGUUGCGAACUCCGAAACACACUCGUACCGCAUGACUGCCCUACUGACUGUGCGCGCCGAUGGUGCCAAGUUGCCAAUCUUGUUCGUGAUUCGUGGUGUGACUGGUGGCACGAUUGAGACGAACGAGUUUUUGCCGACUAUCCUGAAGGGCACUUUUACGCCAUGCAGGAAAAAGCGUGGAUGA
Molecule: messenger RNA, 492 nt
Organism: Aphanomyces astaci
Lineage: Eukaryota; Oomycota; Saprolegniomycetes; Saprolegniales; Verrucalvaceae
Exons: 1
Coding region: 1-492 (163 amino acids)
Source: RefSeq, a predicted model, not a curated record